CGUGAACUAUGUCCUGCACGAAGGCACGGCCAAUUCGAUGUUCGGAUUCAGCGUCGUUCUGCACCAGGAACAGCAGAGAAGCUGGGUCAUAAUCGGUGCGCCUACGGCCGACACGUCCGCCUAUCAGGAAGGUGUGGUUAACGGUGGCGCCGUCUACCGGUGCGACAUCUUCGUCGGCAACCGGUGCAAUCUGAUCCCGUUCGAUGCCAAAGGAAACUCGUUCAACGAUAAAAACGAACAGGUCGACACCAAAUCGAACCAAUGGUUCGGAGCAACCGUGGCAAGUGCCGGCGUGGAUGGACCUUUAGUGGCAUGUGCUCCACGAUACGUCUUUCAUCAGCUGCAACCCCGGAAGGUGGAACGAGUGGAACCGGUGGGAACGUGCUACAUUGCCCGGAACAAUAUGCAGCAGUUCGACGAAUAUUCGCCUUGCCGAACAAUGUACUGGGGUUAUCAUCGGCAAGGAUCAUGUCAGGCCGGUUUCAGUGCCUCGCUGACUAAGACUGGCGAUCGAGUGUUUGUGGGCGCACCCGGAAGCUACUAUUGGCAAGGUCAAAUCUACUCGUUCAGCUUGAACAACCCGCGGGACAAGGUGUACGCGACGGGCGAGAGCACCUCGUCGGAGGACGACUCCUAUCUGGGCUACUCGUCGGCGACGGGCGAUUUCAACGGCGACGGCACGAUGGGCGUUGCCGUCGGGAUGCCCCGAGGCGGUGGCCUGCUCGGCAAGGUACUGAUCUUCUCCUGGAACAUGACCAAUCAGCAGAACAUCACGGGCGAGCAGAUUGGGGCGUACUUUGGGUACUCGAUAGCCGUGGUCGAUGUCGACGGGGAUAAGCUGGAUGAUCUGAUCGUUGGGGCUCCGAUGUAUACGGAGCCGAACAAUGAGGGGAAGUAUGAAACCGGACGGGUUUACAUCAUCUAUCAGGAUAAGGUGAAUAAGUUCCAGGAGGUGGAAACGAGGGAUGGCGUUAAUUCGAAGGCGAGAUUCGGGCUUUCGGUUUGCUCGCUGGGGGAUAUCAACUUGGAUGGGUUUGGAGAUUUUGCCGUGGGUGCUCCCUACGAUGGACCGCAUGGACGGGGUGCGGUGUAUGUUUAUCACGGGUCGUCAACCGGACCGCUGCCGAAACCGUCGCAGGUUAUUCUGGCGGAGGAUAUUGCCGGGGUUUCCCGGAUUUCGACGUUCGGAUUUUCCGUGGCUGGUGGAGUUGAUCUUGAUGGGAACCAAUAUCCGGAUAUGGUGGUUGGAGCCUAUGAAGCGGAUAAGGCGUUGGUAUUUAAGUCCCGGCCGGUUGCGGUGAUGGAGGCUAGUACGUUGUUUGAAACGGAAAACAAACUCAUCUCACUGGAUGAUCUUAACUGUACUCUACGGGAUCGCAAACAGGUUCCCUGCACGAUGGUGAACUCCUGCAUGAAGUAUAACGGCAUCAACGUACCGCCAUCGCUGGACAUCGAGGUAUCGUGGAUGCUGGAUUCGAAAAAGUCACGCAAUCCGAGGUUGUUUUUCAUCAACGAAGAAGGAAGACACAUUCGCAACCAAUCGGUAAGGUUGUACCGAGGAAAGCUGGAGUGCAAGAGCGAACGGGUUUACAUUGCCGAGAAUAUUCGGGAUAAGAUUACUCCGCUGGAGGUGGAGAUGAAGUACAGUUUACGGCAGAGUAGCGCCAGUGCGCAGCGCGGGCGUCGGGCUACGGUUGAACCGGUGCUCGAUCAGAACCGGGGAACAGUUCAGAAGGAUUCGAUCAACAUUCAGAAGAACUGCGGACCGGACAACGUUUGCAUACCGGAUCUUCGCCUGGAGGUGAACAUGGUAGACGAGUACUUGCUUGGAUCUGCGAAACUACUGGGAGUUGAUGUUCUGAUAUCGAACUUCGGAGAAGACGCCUUCGAAGCUGGCUUCUACAUGUCCAUUCCACCGGAGUUGAACUUCCGACGGGUGGAGAAGGUUGGAGAAAUCAAAGACGUAACUGUUUUGUGUACUCCCCCUCCGGGGGCGACCAACGGUACGCUGAAGUGUGACAUUGGAAAUCCAUUGUCAAGUGGAAAGAUCGUCAAUUUUAAGCUACUGCUUUCCCCUUCGAUUAAGGUUGGAAUGGCUCCGAGCUACGACUUCUACAUGGAAGCCAACUCAACCAACCCGGAGUUGGAGGGAUCCCAUCUGGACAACAUUUUCGAAAAAAGCGUUGGAAUCGCUAUCAAAACCGAUCUUUCGAUAUCGGGAGUGUCCCGCCCGGAUAGUUUCCUAUACAAUUACACGGAAUACCGCACGCUAGAGGAAGCGGAAACGGAGCACCAUCUUGGUCCGCAGAUUGUUCACAUCUACGAAAUCCGCAACGAAGGACCGUCGACCAUUGACGAGGCGGAAUUCUUUGUCCUGUGGCCUCACGAAACGAACGAUGGUGAUCCACUGAUGUAUCUUCUAGUGCAACCGGAAACCAGUGGCAACAUCAAGUGCCAACAGAGCAGCUACGUCAACCCGCGUGAUUUGGCCAUCGAAAGCCCACGGAAAAGCUUCCUGGAAAAGGCAGGAGCCUCGUCCGGUGGUCACGGAAGCACUUCCCGAACGGAGUAUCGAACUUCCGGUGGUUCAUCUUCGGUUAGUUCAACCGGAUAUUCGCGCAGCGAAACUACGGCUGGAGGAUCCAGCUUCAGCAGCUACGGAACGUACGGUUCUAGUGCGGGCGGAUCAAGUUCAGCUUCCCGCGCCGGCGCUGAAGGCGCUGGAGCAACGCACGUGCAUCGUACACAAACCGUUCUAACCGACUCGGACAGACGUCGACUGGACGACGAAGAGAAUCAAGAAUCAACCGGGGAUGCUUCCUACGUGCAUCGACAGCGCGCGCAAAGUGCUGCUUCGCAGCAAGCACACUCCCAGUAUUCCGCUGCCGGUACUUCUGAUACUGCUGCUGCUGCUGCUGCCGGAGGCAGCGGUCAACGCUACGGAGCCCCCGGAGGUUCCACCGGAUCCUCCCAUCAGUAUUCGCACAGCAGCAGCUGGAAUUCGACCAGCAUCAAUGGCGGCCCAGCGGUAACGUACAGUGCCAGCCGCAACCGGACGGUCUACCGUGGCGAAGACGGACGCGUUCGGGUCACCGAAAGUAGCACCGAGCACUACGGCACCAAAUCGGUGGCGGCAUUCGCCGGCAUCGGCGCCAACGUCGACGGUCAGGUACUGCAAAAGGAGGACUUCAGCGACAUCUACCGGGAGGAGCAGAGCCGAAGCCGAACGGUGACCGGCGGCGGUGAUGCGGCUUCCUCAGGAGGAGGAGGUGGUGCGUCGUUCCGUGUGGGUGGUGCAUCCGGUGGAAGCGGUUACCGGCAAGGUUCGAGUUCCGGUUCGUCCUCAUCCUCUUCGUCAUCGUCCUCAACGUCUCACGUAUUAUCGUCCGGGUAUGGCAGCGCAUCGUCCUCCGGUCGCGGAUCGGAAAUCUACAAGAGUGAAUCUUCCCACACCGACGACGUCAACCAGGACAUCUCCCGGUUGAGUUCACGAACACACGCCCGGAUGCAGGGCAACAUCGCCGCAGGCGAAGAAUCCAGCGCAGCGGGUGGAGGAACCCGCCGUCGAAUGAAGAGCCAACAGGACGGCGAAGCCGCUCGGCCAGAUCUGAUCACGGGAAUGCCCGCUCUGGAGCGUGCAGCGCAAGGCCGCGAUGGGUUCCAAUCUGUUACGUUAAAUUUGGGAACACUCAAUCGCCAGAAUGUUGACGAUGAAAUCCGAAGGACCGGUGCCGGACGGACUGCUACUGCCGAAAGCGCUUCCACCACAGCAUCCCGAGAAGGCAGCACACAUGGAGGCCAAGCCUCCGGUCAGGAAGAGCGUCAGCAAUCGUCGUCGUCCUCGGCAACAUCUUCUAGUAGAUCACAGUCGAGCUCCUCGCACUGGUCCGGAUCGAGCACCAGCCAGCAGCAUGCUGCGGGUGGUGGUGGAGGAAGUCAGAGUGAAUACACGCAGCACCAUUCGAGUGCUGCCUACGGUGGAAUCCUCAACGAAGAAGAUGGUGAAGACUACGUUGACGAGUACGACGGAGAUAAUGACGAUGGUUAUGAUGAUCAGCACGGAUCCCAUGGAUCAUAUGGAGCGACUUAUCACAAUUCACGAUUGAACCCGAACCAAGGCCACGACAACAUCGAUCAACGGUUCAAACACUACCAGCACUUUGAUCGACGCCAGCGGCGUCAGGUCAUCGCGGUGGAAGACGAAAACGACCGCGCACUGAACGAGGCACUGCAGUGCCGCGCGACCCGCUGUGCCAUCAUACGCUGUUUGGCCGGUCCAAUCGGCGACAAGGACAUCGCCUACAUCGGGCUACGUGCGCGGGUGGUGGCACACACGUUGCACAAAAUAUCCGCCGGAACGGCGAUCAACUUUUCCACGAUGACGGUGGCUCGUGUCACCGGACUGCCGUACAUCGGCCGGCCGAAGGAAAUGCCACUGAAGACGAACGAAAUUCAGGUUGUCGCAACGCCGGAACCGACUCCGAAGCCGGACGUGAUUCCACUGUGGAUCGUCGUGCUGGCAGCCGUCGCCGGUACGAUCAUCCUGCUGCUGUUGAUCUAUCUGCUGUCGAAGUGUGGUUUCUUCAAGCGAAAUCGACCGACAGACUCGCAGGAGCGACAACCACUGAACCGGAACGGAAACUAUCACGGCGAUGAACACCUAUGAAAGAGUAACUGAAAUGAGAAGGUUCUAGUGAAAUGCCAAUUUCUGCUCGAAAACGAGAGAAAAUAAACGUAAAUCAAUCGAAACGCUUAGAAACUGAUCAACGGUAACGAACCAGCCGCCGCCAGAGGGUGCCGUAACUGUCGGACAGUUAGUUUGAUGAGAUUUUUCUCUGGUUUCCCAAGAGCAGAGCUUUAGUUUUUUUUUGCGCUGCCCAACAUCGAAUUGUAUUUUGACUUUUGUACAACUUAAGUAUAAUUUAUUGUCACCCCGGGGGCAGCAAACCGUAUUGAAUCUCAACUUUGCGCGCGAAUGUUCAAAACAAAAACGAGUUAAUUAAGGGGGAAAGCAUCUCCACAAAUCAUGCUUAACUGAUAAUAGAUGUACUAUUAAAACUUCACUGAUAGCGAAACCUGCCACCACUGAGUAGUAAAGCAAUACCCAACUAGACUUUCUGGUAGCAGCGUCCAGUCUCUCCAUCAUCGCUCAUUUUAACCUCACUGAUUCACUAACUUUUUGGAGAGCCACCUGGUGGUAAACUCCCGUAGUACUGACAUUUAACAGACACACGCACACACACACAAACCAUUCAUCAUCGCGAUGUUGCACGUUGAUUUUUAAGCAAGUUUCGGUCACCUGACCUGAUCAGUACAGGACAAAACUUGAGCUAACUAGUCAAUUGAAUUUGAAUUUGAGUUUGACCCCGCCACCACCACCGUGCUCCGGUCAACUCUGCCCGUCUCUCUUCGAUAGUGCAAUCAAAUUACACCUACGCAAUCGGAGCAGAACGAAUCAACGUCCGACUACCCAGCCCGAAAAGAAGCAAGUUCAGAUGCAAUAUUUACACGUUUUGAAAUUGACAACCGAACAAAAAAAAACAAGAGGAGAAAAAUCAAACUUUAAUAAUAGUUGCUAAGUCGAACAAGAAAAACAUGAGAACAAAAAGAUGCCUUAAAUAUUCUAGUUAUUUAUUGUUAGGAAAUUAUCUGAUUUUUAAUAAGGUAGCGAAGAGACGUGAAGAACUGUGCAGUCGUCGUCACUCCCAGUUCCAGGCCUUUCGUCGUUGUACAACAGGUGUACAACACAGGUUGAUGAAGAAUUUUGGUGCCAUUUCAGAAUGUGGGAAACUAUUUUAAAACGAAACGAACAAAAAAUCGUUGUAAGCUGUUGUUUUUUUUUCUCUACCUUCUACUCAAUGAUAUUUUGGAAUUAUUUUAGUGUCGCAAAAAAUACGACCAAAACUCGGUUAGUCGCUCCUAACCAACCAUCAUCAUAUAGUGUAUAGUAUCGUUCCGUGUAGAAAACCUGUAACAUACGUUUAGUCAUUUAACCUUUUCCUACUAUAUGAUACGUUAACUUGUACGAUACCAGUUUAUUCUGUUCGAGUCGAACACCAAAUUCUGCAAUUCGCUCUAGUUUCGUUCGAUUCAUUCAACCCUGCUGCAGAGGGUGAUCUUCAAGUUGACUGUGUAAAUAAUUUUUUAUUCUUUUGGAUAGCGAACCCAAA
This is a messenger RNA of Sabethes cyaneus, 6170 nucleotides long. RefSeq names its product integrin alpha-PS2 (gene if). The coding region runs from base 38 to 4666 and encodes 1542 amino acids. Gene Ontology annotation, biological process: integrin-mediated signaling pathway; cell-cell adhesion; cell-matrix adhesion. Gene Ontology annotation, molecular function: integrin binding. Lineage: Eukaryota; Metazoa; Arthropoda; Insecta; Diptera; Culicidae. The record is from RefSeq and is a predicted model, not a curated record. Gene Ontology annotation, cellular component: integrin complex; external side of plasma membrane. The transcript is spliced from 10 exons.